This is a messenger RNA of Serpula lacrymans var. lacrymans S7.9, 1446 nucleotides long. RefSeq lists its product as uncharacterized. The record is from RefSeq and is a predicted model, not a curated record. Bases 1 to 1446 code for a protein of 481 amino acids. The transcript has 5 exons. NCBI's taxonomy places the organism in Eukaryota, Fungi, Basidiomycota, Agaricomycetes, Boletales, Serpulaceae.
AUGGCUUCCGAGCCAAACUCCCAUUCUCAACUUGAGGGACCAACAAAUGAACGAACACCUAAUUCCAACAUAAUCAUGUUGAAAGCAGCUAUAAGAGAAAUAGAAGAUCUUAAGAUUACUCACCAGCAUUUCAGAGACAUUACCGACAAAAGAGUCAAGGUUUUGAAUGCCGAAAAUAUCCUGUUUCAACAGGAUAAUCAACAAAUCAAAGCUGAGAUGGACAACCUGAAAAAACAAAUUGUUGCACUCAACAAGGCAGGAGGGGUUUACUGUGUAGAAUGCGAGGAAAGUGGAGGAGAGGAAGAAAAUAAUGAGUCAGAUAUUAGUGGUGAUAGGGAACAUAUGGAGGAUGUGCUCACCUCAAUUCAAAUCUCCCUCAACAACAUCAAUCCUGUGACUAUUGCACUCGAAACACUCACUCCCCACCAACGAGAGGCUUUGAGCUUUGAAGCGGCUGACUCAAAGCCUGUGAAAGAUGCUAUAAAUGAAGUAUUUAUGAGAAAACUUGGUGUUGAUAAACUCAAAGUGAAGCACUUACCAGAUUACCUGUUGUCAAUUGAUCCCAGUCAAUGUCCGAAAGACACUGCCACUCAAAAAAUAUCACAUUGUUAUAACUGGAAAUUAUCAGCUGACGACAAAGCAAAUAGCAAAAAUUUAGUAGAAAUUCAACAAUGGGUCAUACUUAAUGCACCAGUAGAAAUACCACCAGUUGUAGGGAUGCUUCAGCUUGUGCUACCAAAGAACCUGAAGCAUCAAAUUUGUGUGAAAUUCCAAUAUAUGGCAAGGCAGGACCUAUCUGACACUCAAGAAGAGAACCUUGUAAGCAUGUCAGUGUCCAAAGCACACAGAGACUCUUGUGCACAGUCUAAACUCAACCAACAAAUUUGCAAACAGCCAUUUUCUACUUACACCGACAAGAAAUUUAAUGCCGCAUUUAUCCUAAAUGCUAUGUCUGACGAUGAGGACAAUCCGGACUAUCGGCCAACGUCAGAUGAGGUUAGGACAUUCAUUAGUAGAGCCCCAGAUUAUUGGAGUGAAAUACUUCAAACAAUAUAUGACAACCUUGAGAAAAUCCCAGAUCCAAAGCCGAGCAAAGAAAAAGCCAUGACACUGCAUGUUCAUGGCCCCAUCAUCAACAACUAUCCACUUCCUUUCACAAAACUCCUCAAACAUUGGCUCUGUGCGUGGCAGAUUAAGCCAAAACUACUGGCCUUGGCUGAAUAUAGCAAUAUUCUUGGUUCUUCAAGGCUUGCUUACAGUGGUACAGCGUGGGGUGAUGAAGAAAAUCCAAUUGAUGAUGGGUUGAAUGGGGUUGUGCACCGCAAACAAAAACAAUCAGCCAAAGAUGGCGACAAGAUUUUUAUACGAAUUGAACGAGUUCCAAAAGAAGACAUCAGUACAAAAGCACAGAAUAGCCUUGAUGAGAUACUAGGAAAGACUCACUAA